Molecule: messenger RNA, 2122 nt
Organism: Fimicolochytrium jonesii
Lineage: Eukaryota; Fungi; Chytridiomycota; Chytridiomycetes; Spizellomycetales; Powellomycetaceae
Product: cytosine(34)-C(5)-methyltransferase
Exons: 10
Coding region: 93-2054 (653 amino acids)
Biological process (GO): tRNA methylation
Cellular component (GO): nucleus; cytoplasm
Molecular function (GO): tRNA (cytidine-N5)-methyltransferase activity; tRNA binding
Source: RefSeq, a predicted model, not a curated record
GCUUUCGAACACCCUGGGGCAGCUGGGAAACCCCAUGGCACAAGCUUUCGCAUUUACUAUUCACCACAAAUAACACAUAAACGUUGCCCAUCAUGGGCAAAAAGUCUCGCUAUCAGAAGAAAAAGUUCGAGAAGAGAAAGGGCCCGAAGAAGUCGACCGGCGAAUAUGGAGACAUUGUCCAGAAAAACGAAAAGUUCGAGCACUAUUACAAGACGCAGGGUAUUCUUGCCGAAGACGAGUUUGACAAGUUCGUAGACUCGCUGAAGGUUGUUCUUCCUACGAGUUUCAGAAUUACGGGAAGUCGCAGCCAUGCGGAAGAGCUUCGUGACUUGAUGAUCAAGGAAUACUUUCCGUCUAUGGAAGAUUUCGAGGUUGACGGCGAAAAGGUUGAGGUCCCCAAGCCACUCCCGUGGUACCCCGAUCAGCUUGCAUGGGUCUCAACAAUCUCCCGACAUGCCCUGCGAAAGUCCGCUGAACUAGCAAAGUUCCACCGAUUCCUUGUUGCGGAGACUGAAGUGGGCAAUAUUAGUCGGCAAGAAGUGGUGAGCAUGAUUCCUGUCGAAUUGUUGGACGUAAAGCCAAAUCACUCGGUCCUGGAUAUGUGUGCGGCGCCCGGAAGCAAAACUGCACAGAUUCUGGAGGCAGUUCACGCUGACGAGUCGGAGGCGAUCCCUGAUGGCCUGGUCAUCGCCAACGACGCGGAUCAGGCUCGGUCGUACAUGUUGGUCAAGCAGGCCAAGCGUCUGCAGAGUCCCUGUUUAAUGGUCACCAAUCACGACGCACAGCAGUUCCCGGCGAUAUAUUUCACACCAAAGGAUCUGCCGGAAGCAAAAACUCUACGGUUUGACCGCGUACUCGCUGAUGUGCCUUGCAGUGGUGAUGGAACAUUCCGCAAGAACAAAAACAUCUGGAAGACAUGGACAGUGGGCAACGGAAACGCGCUUCACCGGGUCCAGUUGCCGAUCUUGCUCCGAGGAUGCGCUCUGGUGAAGGUUGGGGGCCGUAUCGUGUACUCGACGUGCUCCUUUAACCCGAUGGAAAACGAAGCCGUGGUGGCAGCCGCCAUUUCGCAGUGCGGUGGGGCCUUCCGGCUCGUAGAUGUAUCGAAAGAGCUACCUGGCCUCAUUCGUCGACCAGGGAUGACAAGCUGGAAGGUUCAACAUAAGGACGGCACGUUUUACGAGUCGUACGAAAACAUUCCAGAAGCAAGCAGACACCAGAUGGUGCAGACACUCUUCCCACCAGCUAACGCGGCAGAGAUGAACCUUGAACGAUGUGUUCGCGUUUACCCGCACGAUCAAAACACGGGAGGUUUCUUCGUUGCUGUGCUGGAAAAGGUGGCCCCAUACGGUGCCCUAGACAAGCUGGAAGGCAAAGGAGCACCAAUCUCGGAAGCAGAGGCUGCCGCAACGAACGACGCUACGACUGUCGCAGACGUGAAAGAUAACAGCAUCGCGAGAAAGCGGGUGUCUGAAGGAGACAGCGAACGGGAAGCGAAGCGGAUACAUUUUGAAGAGAAUGAAUCUAAAGAAGAUGGUCACUCGAAAGCUACUUCUUCAGACGAAGCCGUCGAGCCUCAGAAAAAGAAGGCGGCGUGGAAAGGAAGCGAGAGCCCCUUUGUAUUCUUGAACCGAGAUGAUCCCGAGUUGCUGGCAAUUAGGGAGUACUACGGACUGAGCGACAAAUUCCCCAAGGACAACUUUGUCGUCCGGUCUGAAAACGACUCUUGGAAAACGGUAUACUUUGUUUCGACAGCUGUCCGCAAUAUCGUCACAGCCGGAAACUCGUAUCGCCUGAACAUCGUAAACAGCGGAAUUGUGACCUUUACGCGAAACUCCGCACACGACGGAGGUGCCGGCAGCCCCUUUCGUCUCAGCAACGACGGCCUGUCUACGAUCGCACCCUUUGUGUCCGACAAGUGUGUCAUCCAAGCAUCACUGGCCGAUAUUAAGGUUUUGCUGCCGAUGAGUUACCCGAAGUUUACGAAAUUCAGCGACGAGAUGAGGGAGAUUUUCGAGAAAUUGCGUAAGUGGUUGCAAGCCGCUCGAUUUUGAUUCCGGAUUUUCUGGAACAUUGUAUUCACCGGAGUUGUUGUACAGCUGUGGGAUGCUGUAUCGUCAAG